This is a messenger RNA of Dalotia coriaria, 2926 nucleotides long. It is a transcript of the gene BBS9, whose product is annotated as Bardet-Biedl syndrome 9. Gene Ontology annotation, biological process: cilium assembly. NCBI's taxonomy places the organism in Eukaryota, Metazoa, Arthropoda, Insecta, Coleoptera, Staphylinidae. Bases 267 to 2828 code for a protein of 853 amino acids. Gene Ontology annotation, cellular component: membrane; BBSome. The record is from RefSeq and is a predicted model, not a curated record. The transcript has 7 exons.
ACAAGCAAUUAUCAGUCAACAUUUGCGUUUGACAGCAAAACAAAAAGAACUAAUAAAGGUAUUAUUAUAGGAACCGUCGUUAAUGUUUGCAUUCACCGGCGUAAAUCCAAAUCGAUACUUUUCCUAACCAUUUGAACUAUUCAACCCCGCAAUUGCAACAGUGACUAUCCACAAAGAAACAGAGAAUCACAUUAGUUCUAAAUUCAACUAAAUUAAUCAAUGUUUUAACUAUAUUCGUGUGAUUUUGUUCAUAAAAACAUAUAAAAAUGUCUUUAUUUAAAUCUCGUGAGUUUUGGGCGACUGAAAGUGAUCUCACAAACGAAGAAUUCGACUGUAUGUCAUUGAAAUUAAACAAAUUAAACUCCGAAAAUGAUUUUAUCCUUUGUGGGAGUCAUAUGGGAGUGCUUAGGAUAUACAAACCAUCAUGUGAUAUGAGUAAAGGCACUCUUUCUGGUUAUAAACCUUCAGAUUUAUUCGUGGAGAAACAUUUAGCCGCUCCAAUUUUACAAAUUGAUUGUGGCCGUCUUGUGUCAGGUUCACCUUUGACACAACUUGCAAUUUUACAUCCGCGAAGUUUUGCAGUGUAUAGUUUUGCAACGAAACAAGGAACAACUGAACAAGGUAAUCAAAACAUGGUAAAUUUACUUUACGAGCAUAAACUGCGUCGAUCUGCGGCGAAUUUCGCAAUCGGGCAAUUCGGAAACACACAGAAUCGCGAUUUUAUCGCUGUGCAAUCUCUUGAUGGAAUGAUUUCAUUCUACGAACAGGAAACUUUCGUCUUCUGCUGCUUCCUUCCCGAUUUCUUAUUGCCUGGAUGUUUGGUGUACAUGAAGCGCACUGAUUGCUUUGUAAUCACUGGAUCGUCGAUGACAAUAGAAAGUUACAGUUAUAAAAAUUUAUCGUCAUCUGGGCAAAACAGUGACGAAAAUGAUGCUGGAGGCACAAAAUGUCAGUGUGAUUGGUCAAUUAAUGUUAACGAACACAUUCUUGAAGUGGAAUAUUUGUAUGAUGGCUUUUCUAAAGAGAGUUACAUUGUCGCAUUGGGCGAGAAAAAUAUAUUCUGUAUGAAUCACGCGGGGAAAAUGAAGUUUAUGAGAAGAUUUGACUUUACACCGAUGACGAUGACUGCGUUUUUAAUAAAUGAAAAUAUAAUGACUUCAGUAGUGUCCGAAACAAGCACACUGUUAAUUUAUGAAAACACAACUUUAAAAUGGUCCGCGCAGUUACCAGACGUACCUGUGGCAGUUGGACGGGGACAUUUUCGUAAUCUACGAGGUGUUUUUGUUACCCUUGGAGAAAAUGGUAACCUACGAUGUUCUUAUUUAGGAACUCAACCAAAUCUUUUCCAAGCUCCACCUCUACAAAGCAUUGAACUGGAUUAUGCAGAUGCUGAUCGAGAAUUGGCAGAAUUAACCAAAAUAAUCAAAUCAUCAUAUAACGAAUUAAAAGGUUCAAGUACAAUGGAUGACUUGACAAUGACUUGUAACGUUGUGUCUCUGGAUGAUAAACAAUCAACAGCAGACAUUGAAGUGACAUUAGUAUCGAACGUUGUGUUUGAAGAGGUGAAUGUCCUCAUCAACGUCAUUAAACCUUUCGUGGCAAGCCCUAACUUGAUGUUUUUUGAUGCCAACUCUAAUUCAAGAAAUACAUUCACUUCAACAAUAAAAACACAAUUUUACGAUGCAAAUAUGAAGUCAUCAAACAAUAUUGACUUGAUAAACUCUUUGGAUGUAGAAAUUGUUGCUACUUGUGUGUCUACAAUUGGAAUACCUAAAGUAAUUCGACAAGUUAUAACUUUAGCACCUAAUAUUGUGUAUGCAGCUACGAUUCCUCAAAAAGAAAAUCGUUUAAAACUUGUUUUAAAUAUUAAUGAAACAGCACCAUCUCUUUUGGAUUUAUUUCCGGAGUUUGGAGACGUUACAACACCAAAUACAAUGGCCCUGAAGUUAAACUUAGGCCAUUCUGAAAGUGAAGCAGAUAAACUUGAUGUUGUGACUAUAUUAUUGGCUAAAUCAUCGUCACGGUACAGAUUACAAGCUGAUAAACUCUCGGUUUUAUUUGUUCCGUUGAAAUUAUUAGUUGAUCGACUUCAGAAACAUUUUGCAACAAAUCGGAACUUUAAAAUCACUUACAGUGGUUCUGUCCCUUUUAAGGAACUCUUUAUGGAUGUUAAAAUGCAUUAUAAAGUAACUCAAGAUAUAGAAAGAAGUCAAUUGCAAUUGAUUGAACUUGGUGGACAGUUUCGAAUGAUUCAAAAACGUCUUAUUUCUAAGUUUCGUGAUAGACAUCCAAUGCCAUUGCAGAAUCUGAACAUGUUACUGCAGGACACUUAUAGUGAAAUAUUAUUAGUGACUGAAAAACUGGAGGUGCUGCAUGGUAAUCUGGGACAGUGUCAACGACAUUUGUCCAAUAGUAUAGCGACAAUUGGAUUGUUGUUACUAUUGAGUAAUAGCAAUAUUGACGAAGUAAUACUGGCUAAUUUGUUUAAUAAUCCGAUUGUUGACGUUGACGGUUUGCAAUGGGAGGACUUAAUGGAUGCUAAUAUUUCAUACCUUUUGAGGACAUUGUUAGCAAAGUCAGAGAAAGAUAAACUGCGUGGAUGUGUGGAUAGUUACGAAAGAGUUACGGAUUACAAUAAGUUUGAAAAGCAUUUAGGAGUGCUUAUGGAAAGAUUGUUAAAGAAAGGUGUUAAAAUUGAUGAAGAAUCAGAUAAUACAGAUUUGAGGGAAGAAAAUGAUAACGACCAGGAAGAAAAUGUUGGCCUUUCUAUUGGAAGUAAAUAUGCAGAAUCAAGCACUCGGGCUCUUUCAGCACGGCAUCGAAUGUAAAUAUUAAUGAAGUAUUAUAUUAACUAUAUUAACGUAAAUAAUUCCUAAUUUAAAGAAGAUAUAAGAAAAUGCUAAUAAUAAAAAAAGAUGUGUUUUAA